CACGAUCUAGAAAGGCCACCGUACACUUACUCAAGAUGGCAACUCAACUCCUAAGGGGCCCGGCCACCAACAGCACCAACUACAUCAGGACCUGUAGGCGAUUAGUCUUUCAUACGGCGUCACGAUAAUGUAAACGGACUCAGGCUCUUCCGCCAGGGGCGCAAACCCUGACCGCCGUCCAGCUCAAAGUCAAGAAGGCGCUCGCCGAGGACUACGACUACAUCAAGAACGUGCCUUGCUCGAAGCAUUAGUCACAUGUAAGAUCGAAGAGGGGCAGGACCUACGCUUGAUGCUCGUACGCUGCGACAUCCUCAUGGGCCAGCUCACCAGGUGGAACCUCAUUAGACAGGCCACAUCUUGUUCAGGGCAAGGGAGAACUUACCUCGUAGAGGAUCGAGCCUUCGUCAGGAAGGAGCGACGGCGACUACACCGACUCCUUCGCCGACUACUCAACAACCCCGAUCCCGUCGAGAAGCGGUGGGCCCGCGACUUGGCCGUUUACCUGGGUGAGACUCCCAUUAGCGACUGGUGGCAUCUUGUUCAGCACAAGACUUACCACGACAACCUCCUCGCACCAGUACGGCAGAUCCACAUCGACAACAUGGGCCAUGCUGUAAACAUGAGUAAGCACACGAUCUCGAACGCUCCGACAUCGACUCGUAAGGCGAGUCGCAGAACCAAAUUAACUUACUGGACUGAGCCGCAGCGGAAGGACAGCGGAGGCGACAAUGGGAGCUAUGGACCGUUAGUCGAUAUCACACUAGCGCAGACGGGCGAGACCAGACCAUACCGAGAGACAGGAAGCGACAGACAGAUCUGCUAAGAGCGUUGGUCAGUGGCUUGAUGGUGACAGCGUGGUGGACACCAGGGGAGACGGGCCAGCAGUGAUAAUCUACAGUCAAUGCAAC
Messenger RNA from Trematosphaeria pertusa, 908 nucleotides. RefSeq lists its product as uncharacterized. Bases 290 to 823 code for a protein of 177 amino acids. The record is from RefSeq and is a predicted model, not a curated record. Lineage: Eukaryota; Fungi; Ascomycota; Dothideomycetes; Pleosporales; Trematosphaeriaceae. The transcript is spliced from 2 exons.